AUGGAGGAGGACGAAGAAUUCACGAGACAAAUUUCCUUGUGGGGACCGACGCACCAGGAGAUCCUGAGGACGAGCUCAGUGUGCCUACUUGGGAGCAGCCUCAUCAUCAUGGAAGUUGCAAAAGGGUUGAUGUUGAGCGGCAUAAGGAACAUCACCAUUGUAGACAACACAUGUGUAACCACAGAGGAUGCAAAAUAUUACAUUUUCUCCAAAGGGCAUGAAAUACUAAAUGAGUACCAAUGCAAAGUAGUGAGAGAAAAUUUGAUGAAAAUGAAUCAGCUAGCUAAUAUUACAUGCAUAGUUAAGAACCCACUGAACUACAUGAACGAGCUGGACUCAAAUGGGGAUCUAUACGAUGUGAUUGUCUGUAGCUUAUCUGUAAAGAAUAAUUUGUCUGUUGAAAAAAUUUGUAGAAGGAAAGGAAGAAAAAUUAUAACAUGCAAUGUUGAAGGGGGCUUAGGUUAUGUACAUGUGAGUGGGGGAGGCCAUCUGUAUGUGGAUACUUGUGGCAAAAAAAGGAGAGAAAAAUCUGAAUGGGCGAUUUAUAUUCACUUGUCUCAGUGUCUAUAUGACGAACUGAAGGAAUAUGUAAGAAGGGUAGAUUACGCCUCCCUUAGCGGCUGCGGAUGGAGGGAUAAAAUUAUAUUCCUGACCAAAUGCUACCAGGACUUUCGCUUGGAGGAGGCCGAUGCCACCAGAGACGGAGAAAGUAUAGAACGCAACAGCAGAAGCCAUAGAGGUGGCCACAGCUACUAUCAAUCUGACAACAGAAUCCAGUGUGAUGGCCCCUUUUUAACCUUCCUGGGUGAAAAACUAAAGUUAAAGGAUGAUCCACAGUUCCCCCCCCCGGAUGAAGCAACGUACACGAUGCUCGGCGUAAGGAACGUCAUGCAGAGGAUUAAGGAGACUCUGCUUGGAAACAGAAGGGAAAGGACCUGGCAGAACCACAUUUUUAUAUUCCUGGUCGUUUUAAAGAGCUUUAUAAAAGAACAAAAGGGAUUACCCUUCCUGUUGGAUCUGAAAAGUGAGAACCCUGAUGGUGGCAAGACGAUCAGUUGUCUGGAUAAAAUUUUGGUAAGCAGAAAACUGAAGGACGAAAAACAACUCGAAGAACUUAUCGACAAGAAGAAACAGAAAUAUAAAUUUAGAAAACCAUUUACUCUAUCCCAUUUUGUGUAUUUUUUCUGGAAUUUUCUCUUUAUUCGAAGGGUUGAGAGUAGGAGUAACACAAGGGACAACUCCUUGCGGGAGCACUUCCUAGAAUUUGCUCUUCUCUACGGUUUUGGACUGAAACCUAUAAAUGAAGGUCUCCUGAGCAUGUGCAGACGCGGGGGAAGCCCCCCUCCACAUUACUGCUAUUAUUUGGAGCAGAAGAUGAAGAAGACAAGGGGUAAUUUACUCUUGUGUGGCAGACACAUGAACCUCCUCCAUUUUGGUGAAGGAAACAUGAAUGGGAAAAUUAAAAAGGAAUUAAGUAAGCGUGUUGAAUUAUCGGUGCUACAUGAUGAGGGAGAGACACACAUAGAUGGGUACGAUGGUGCGAAACGGUUGCAUUAUUUACUCCCCUAUGUAGAUGCAAAUAGAAAUAUUUUUUUUAACGCGGUGCGGGAAGUGGAGAGCACAUUCCAUCGAUUGGUUUGCGAUGUGAGGGGUUACGGAGUGUGCGUGCAGAUGGUCAUUGCGGGUUUGGUUACGCAGGAGGCGGUUAAAAUGUGUUCGUUGUAUUUGGAACCGCAGUCGAGUUAUUUCUUCUUCACUGCGGGGAAGGGGUACGGCAGUGCGAACAUUGGUACAGCAAUACAUUGA
Messenger RNA from Plasmodium knowlesi strain H, 1806 nucleotides. RefSeq names its product ubiquitin-activating enzyme E1, putative. Gene Ontology annotation, molecular function: SUMO activating enzyme activity. Gene Ontology annotation, cellular component: SUMO activating enzyme complex; cytoplasm. The record is from RefSeq and is a predicted model, not a curated record. The transcript has a single exon. NCBI's taxonomy places the organism in Eukaryota, Apicomplexa, Aconoidasida, Haemosporida, Plasmodiidae. Bases 1 to 1806 code for a protein of 601 amino acids. Gene Ontology annotation, biological process: protein sumoylation.